AUGGGCAAGCCCGUCGCUUUAGUAGUCGGCGCAUCACGCGGCAUGGGCCGCCAGGUGGCAGUUGAUCUGGCCAGGAACGGCUACGCAGUCGUCGUAGCGGCCAAAUCCACAAGCGAUGCGUCCAAAAACGUGCCCUUCCCGCCGGACCCCAACUCCCCCGACAGCACCAUCACCACCGUCGCCCGGGAAAUCACAACGGCCGGCGGCGACGCGCUCGCCCUGCAGGUGGACGUCCGGUUCGAGGAGAGCGUGAACAAGCUCGUCUCGGACGCCGUUGCCGCGUACGGCCGGCUCGACGUGCUGGUGUACAACUCGGGCGCGAUAUACUGGUCGUCGGUGGCCAACACGCCCCUCAAGCGGUUCCAGCUCAUGCAGCGCGUCAACCCGGAGGGCCUGUACGCCGUGGUGCAGGCCGCGCUGCCGCACCUCUCGCCCGCCGCGCGCGUCGUCGUCGUCAGCCCGCCCAUCUACAGCCGCUUCUUCCGCGGCAAGACGGCCUACGCCAUGGGCAAGGUGGGCAUGAGCGUCCUGACAAAGGGCCUGGGCAUGGACUUUGCCCGUGAGGGCAAGCUGGCCGCCGGCAUGGCCAUCUCCAGCAUGUGGCCUGCCGUGGCCAUCGAGUCUGCGGCCACCCAGCACUUUGGCGGCUCCUCGCCCGAGGAGCGCCGCGACCUGCGCAAGGCAACCAUCUUCAGCGACGCCGUGCUGGGCGUGCUCCGCGCCCCCGCGGACAAGGUCAACGGCGAGCUGUUCCUCGACGAGGACUUUUUGCGCGACUUUUGCGGCGUCGCCGAUUUUCAAAAGUACGCCGUCGUGCCGGGCGCCCAGCCGCGCAGGAUGCUGCCCGCCAAGCUGCCCGACUUGAGUGUUGCCGAGCAGGACGACGAAGGGAAGAGGAUAGACCUGGCCAAGCCCAAGAUAUAG
This is a messenger RNA of Metarhizium brunneum ARSEF 3297, 924 nucleotides long. It is a transcript of the gene HSDL2, whose product is annotated as Hydroxysteroid dehydrogenase-like protein 2. The record is from RefSeq and is a predicted model, not a curated record. NCBI's taxonomy places the organism in Eukaryota, Fungi, Ascomycota, Sordariomycetes, Hypocreales, Clavicipitaceae.